Anopheles nili is the source of this 969-nucleotide messenger RNA. Its product is annotated as procathepsin L-like. NCBI's taxonomy places the organism in Eukaryota, Metazoa, Arthropoda, Insecta, Diptera, Culicidae. The record is from RefSeq and is a predicted model, not a curated record. Bases 1 to 969 code for a protein of 322 amino acids. The transcript has 5 exons. Gene Ontology annotation, molecular function: cysteine-type endopeptidase activity. Gene Ontology annotation, cellular component: lysosome.
AUGAACGUUCGAGCGAGCUGGCUCAUUCUGUGGCUGGCGUGUGUCGCCGGCGACGCAUUUCCACCGGCAGCGGGUCGGAAUCAACCGAACCGGGUGGAAAUUAAACGCACGCCAAACGCGGCAUCGCCAACGUCGAUCCUGCAAUCGGUCGGCGAGAGAUCGUACGCGCGUGCCGGGCUGCUAUCGUUGUCGGAGGAGUUGGAAUCCGUGGAACCAUUCGGUGGACCGAUCGUAGGCAACCGGGCGGCCGUUCCGGUUCCCGUUGAACGGGUAUCCGUAUCACCGGUGGCACCUUUCACGGUUCCAAGCACCAGCGUACCCGCAACGAAGACGGCUACAACGGAAAGUGAUUCCUUUCGAUCGUACAUGGAAACGCAUCGUAAGAAGUAUUACGCGAAGUAUCGCGCCCAGCGUAGACGGUCCGCCUACAUGGACAACCUGGAGGAGAUCGCGGAGCACAACAAGGAGUUCGAGGCGGGCAAUAAUCGAUUCCGUAUGGGACCGAACGCGUUCGCCGACAUGCAAAACAGCGAAUACCGGAAACGCUUGAUACGGCUGAAGAUGGACCCACACCGUAAGGUUAGCUCGACCAUCUCGGACGAGAUCGUGGGUUCGAGCAACGAUCUGCCGGAAGCGAUCGAUUGGCGCGAGAAGGGUUUCAAGACGGAACAAGCCAACCAGAAGACGUGCGGUUCCUGCUACGCUUUUAGCGUCGCGUACGCCAUCUCCGCCCAGCUGAUGAAGCACAUUGGCCGCGUCGAGCUGGUGAGCGAACAGCAGAUGGUCGACUGUUCCACGGUGACCGGGAACCUGGGAUGUGGAGGCGGUUCGCUACGGAACACGCUCAAGUAUCUGGAGCAAUCGGGUGGCGUGAUGCGCCAUGUGGACUACCCGUACACGUCAUCGUGGAAGCGAUCUUCCGUGUCCGGCUCGAGCAGCAAUCUUCCCGAUCUGAACCGAAUAGGUUGA